AUGGAUGGAGCUGGGAUUGCGCUCUUAUCCCUUGGCAGCGUUGUACUUUUACUCGUAAUUUUCAUCUUUGUGAACUUAGUUUGCCACAAGACUGGAAAGCCAAAUGAUGCUGCUGCGUCUAGAGCUUUACAAGCUUCUUCGGAUUCUCGGAAAGGCACCAAAGAUGGCAACAUGGAGGUCCUAGGCGAGAUGGGAGAAGCUGUCAUUGAGAUAGCCACCACUCUUGCUGAUGACCAUCACGGCAGCAGCGUCACAUUUGGCUGUUGUGGUGGUAGUGGAGGUGAUGGUGGUGGCGGUGGUUGUGGUGGUGGUGGUGGUGGGGCUGGUGGUGGCGGCGGUGGCUGA
This is a messenger RNA of Punica granatum (pomegranate), 345 nucleotides long. Lineage: Eukaryota; Viridiplantae; Streptophyta; Magnoliopsida; Myrtales; Lythraceae. The record is from RefSeq and is a predicted model, not a curated record.